ACUUAUGCUCGAACGCAUAAAAAAGCAGCGGCAUUUAUUUGUUUACCCAAGCCAAGGAUAAUGGAGCAGCUGGCCCAGUUUGUCACCAAGUCCUUUGAGUUCAAUCUAACUAACAACAGUGUUCACGCCUUAUUCAAUUCGAUGACGGGCGCGCGUUUAAAAAAGCCCACGGAAGUGAAAAACUCCAUAUUCAUAAACUCGAUCAGUUCCGGCGGCAGUUACGCCGAUACUUGCGCGAGUGGCGAGGAGUCCGUGGACAUAGACAUUACCGACCUGUCCGUAUCCGAGAGCAACACGAUCCUCGCGGUCGAUCCGGAGCCACCGGAAGAAACCCAUUCGCAGCGCGAGGAGCAUGUGGAAAUCUACAGCCUUAGUCCCACUCUCCACAAGGCCACGGUGGAGCCGAAGCCCAAGAACUGGCUAAUUUCGGAGGAUUUGGACGUGGACUCCCAGCCGGAAGAUCCAAAACUGUCUGGAUUGCCCACUGCCAGCAUAACCGAGUGCACGGAGGACAGUAAUACGCCAAAGCUGGCGCCGGAUAAGCCAUUAUUGCCGGAGGAGUGCGUCUCCCCGGAGCCCAGUCGCAACCGGGAGCACUGCGAUCCGCUGGACUCGUCGCUGGUGAACACCAAGCAGCGGAGAUCGCGGACGAACUUCACCCUGGACCAGCUGAACGAGCUGGAGCGACUGUUCGAGGAGACCCACUAUCCAGAUGCCUUCAUGCGCGAGGAACUGAGUCAGCGACUGGGCCUCAGCGAAGCCAGAGUGCAGGUUUGGUUUCAAAAUAGAAGGGCGAAAUGUAGAAAGCACGAAAACCAAAUGCACAAAGGAUUCCUCGUGGGCAGUCGGACUCCUCCGAUCGCCACUCCGCUGGAACCAUGUCGCGUGGCUCCCUACGUCAGCUUGGCCGCCCUCCGCAGCUCAUCCGUUCCAUCCCAUCCUGCCGCAGUGACCAGCUCGAACCCCCAGACACCCGGGUGCUCCGGAGCCAGCAGUGCCGGGAAAGUGGUCACCGUGGACUCGCCACAUAAUCACAAUCCGGCGAUAUCGCGCUCGGCUAUCAAACAGUUUUCCAGCACCGUGGCAGCAGCCGCCGCCUUUUCCGCUUUCGAUCCGGCCAUUAUUUCGGUGGCAGCUCACCAGUACGCAGCUGCUAUAACUAAUGGAACCGUGCCGGCUGGAUUGUUUUCUGUGCCCCAGUACUCCAUAAAUCUGGCUGCCUUCGCCGCCGCCCACAGCAAGAGCUCUUCGAUAGCCGAUCUCCGGAUGAAGGCCAAGAAGCACUCGGAAUCGUUGGGUCUGCAGGCGGACAUGGUGCUCUAGUGACCACCUGGCAGUAGAACGUAGACAUGUACAUUCAAUUGAUGGUGCGGUGGAGUUGCGUCUAGCACCGAAGUAAUAAAAAGAAUAGCCACAUUUAUUUAUUUAAUUAAAGUCUUACUUAAUAAAUCUAGUGAAUAAGAAUGACUUAAAACCAAUAUCGACAAAUAAAAGAACUGUUUUUGAA
This is a messenger RNA of Drosophila sechellia, 1507 nucleotides long. Its product is annotated as short stature homeobox protein 2. Gene Ontology annotation, biological process: regulation of transcription by RNA polymerase II. The transcript has 5 exons. Gene Ontology annotation, molecular function: DNA-binding transcription factor activity, RNA polymerase II-specific; sequence-specific double-stranded DNA binding. Gene Ontology annotation, cellular component: nucleus. NCBI's taxonomy places the organism in Eukaryota, Metazoa, Arthropoda, Insecta, Diptera, Drosophilidae. Bases 61 to 1323 code for a protein of 420 amino acids. The record is from RefSeq and is a predicted model, not a curated record.